UCUCAUGCCCAAAGAUUGGGGCUGGGAUGUGGUUUGGAGGCUGUGAAUAGACAGAAAGAAGAGAGGAGGGACAGGGAGAGAGAGGAGAGAAAGAGACGGAGAGAGAAGUCCCAUAGCUCCAAAGUCCAGACUCCGAGGAUUUUUGGGAAGAAAACAGGACAGAACUUUUGCAGAUGUGGUGCCUUAUCCUCUGCUUCUUCCUGGCCAGAGCUGAUGCAGCUCCCAUGUAUGGUGAGAUCUUAUCUCCCAACUACCCUCAGUUAUAUCCCAAUGAUGUGCACGAGUCCUGGAAUGUCACAGUUCCCUUAGGAUAUGGCAUCCGUCUCUACUUUACCCACCUGGACAUUGAACCAUCUCAGGACUGCGAGUAUGACUUUGUGAAGAUUCUGUCUGGUCACCACGUUGAGGGCAUUCUCUGUGGGCGAAAGACAAGUCGUGUCCCCAGUUCCCCGAUCCUGGAGGAAUUCUAUGUCCCUUACAACUCUCUGACUGUGACCUUCCAAUCAGACUUUUCCAAUGAACAGCGUUUCACUGGUUUUGCUGCCUACUAUGUUGCAGUGGAUGUGAAUGAAUGCACAGAUUUUGUGGAAGAAGCCUGUAGCCACUACUGCAAUAACUACAUUGGUGGUUACUUCUGCUCCUGCCCUCCAGACUACUUCCUGCAAGACGACAAGAAAACUUGUUCGGUGAACUGCAGUGGAAAUGUGUUCACCGAGCUGUCUGGAGAAAUCACCAGCCCCAACUACCCCAACUUGUAUCCAGAGAAUUCGCGCUGUCAGUACCGUGUGGUCCUGGAGCCAGGCUACCGUGUGGUGUUGAACUUUCGGAAUGGGGACUUUGAUGUGGAACCAGCUGACUCGGAAGGGAAUUGCCAUGACAGCUUAAAAUUCAUUGCUGGAAAACAGCAUUAUGGUCCCUAUUGUGGUAACAGAUUUCCAGGGCCUUCAGAAAUUAAAACCAGGAGCAACAUUCUGGACAUCAUCUUCCGAACAGACAGAACAGGGCAAAGCAAAGGCUGGAAAAUACGUUACUAUGCAGACCCCAUACCCUGUGUCCAGAGUGUCACCCCCAACUCCAUUCUUGACCCCAGGAAGGACAGCUAUAUCUUCAAGGACUACGUGACGGUGACCUGUGUAGAAGGCUAUGAGGUUGUAAUGCCACGCGGAAGCCUAAGAACCUUUCACUCUACAUGUCAGCAUAAUGGAGAAUGGAGCAACUCUAACCUCAAAUGUGUCCCUGUGGACUGUGGUAUUCCUGACCCUAUUAACAAUGGCAGAGUCAUCUACUCUUCGGGAUCUGAGGAGACUCACUACAAAGCUGUUAUUCACUAUGUCUGUGAAAAGCCUUAUUACUCCCUGAAAACCAGAGGCGAUGGAGCUUAUCAGUGUUCAGCCAGUGGAAGAUGGGUCAGCAAAGACAUGGGAACAGAGCUGCCAACAUGUGUCCCAGUCUGUGGCAUUCCUAGCGCCCCGAUCCAAGAUACAGGGAGGAUUUUUGGGGGCACCCGGGCUGAAGAAGGCAACUUCCCCUGGCAAGUCUUUUUUCGAGACCCACGAGCAGGUGGGGCACUUAUUUCUGACCGCUGGGUGCUGACUGCAGCUCACGUGGUGGAUGAAAAGGAAAAGCCUGACAUGUAUGCUGGGAUAAUUAAUAUCAGCCAGCAGUCCCUGAAUCAGGGCACUCAUCUGGAGGUAGAGGAUUCAUUUGUUCACCCUCUCUGGAUAAAGACAGAAAAUUUACAUGGUAGAACAAGAACAGACUUUAAUAAUGACAUUGCCUUGCUGAGGCUGAAGGAGCCUGUGAAGAUGAGUCCUAAGAUCUCACCUAUCUGCUUGCCUGAAAAAUCCUCUGAGUAUGAGCCACAAAUUGGGGUUCUGGGCUACAUAGCUGGUUGGGGGAGGACAGAGAAUCGGGUAAGAGUCCAGCGUCUCUUCAAGGCACGGAUUCCUGUGGUAGCCAUGGAAAAGUGCCGUUCUGUGAAGACAGAAAUAGACACAGUUGAUUCCAGCACUUUCCAGUACACAGACAACAUGAUCUGUGCUGGGACUGGCCAGAAGGACAGUUGUGAAGGGGAUAGUGGUGGGGCUUAUGCCAUGCAAGAUCCCCAUAAUGAGGAAAAAUACUAUGUAUCUGGCCUGGUUUCCUGGGGACCAAAGUGUGGUACCUAUGGUCUUUACACCAAGGUGGUACGUUAUGUGGACUGGAUCAGAGAGACCAUAAGCCAGUAUGAAAAGACUGUAGCUUCACAGACAUAGAGCCUUUCCACCCCCUGGUGCUGCCAGCCUUACCAUGUGCUGAGGGUCAGCUGCCAAAGCAGGCUGCCUGACCAUGAUUCUAUUCACUUUUUGCAUAAAACAAGCCACCUGACUAAUUGUGCCAGACUGGAGUCAGGAACAAAUGGACUUUUCCAUUGUAGCUUCAUCAGAGAGGGGUCUUUGUCUUUCAAGUCUCCACUUGAAGUAGCAGAGCAGGAGCAGAGAGCAUUCUGGGUAGGGGCCCCUUUUCAUCCUUUCCCAUAAAGUUCUCUGUUCCUUGGUAUUCAGAGAGGAGCUAUCUAUGCCUCAUCAUCUGCAUGUUAGCUCUGCAGCAGACACAUCAAUGGGAACAAGACAGGGUCAUUGCUAAUCCUCAAGGUUCAGAGUUUGGCCAAUCAUCAUGAAAAAGAGGCACUGCACCUUUUUGUCACUGGAACCAUAGAGGUUCAGAGGUUUCAGCUUUCUAUAUUUCCUGCAGCACACAUUAUCUAACUGCAUUAAAGGAUCACUAAAUCACC
Molecule: messenger RNA, 2773 nt
Organism: Alligator mississippiensis (American alligator)
Lineage: Eukaryota; Metazoa; Chordata; Crocodylia; Alligatoridae
Gene: C1S
Product: complement C1s
Exons: 12
Coding region: 174-2255 (693 amino acids)
Biological process (GO): complement activation; proteolysis
Cellular component (GO): extracellular region
Molecular function (GO): calcium ion binding; serine-type endopeptidase activity
Source: RefSeq, a predicted model, not a curated record